AUGACGAAGAAGAAUUCGAAAAAUACUCAUGCGGCUGCAGCCCCCGUGCCCGCUCUUGAGGUGCAAUUCUGGAACUGUUUGAAGAAGGGCGAUGUUGAGGGUCUAGGAGAGGUCCUGCUGGUGCGUACCGAAGACAAAGAAACCGGCGCUGUGAAAUUGGCUGUCAAUCGAGAAGUCGCCCGCUCACUUGUGAACAGUCCUAAUGCGAAGAAGAUGCUCCCGCUGUCGUAUGCGGUGAGCCAGAGGAUGGAGGAGGAAGGGCUGCACCUGUUGCUACGCGCUGGCGCCAAUGUGGACGCCGUAGAUGGCUCCUCGGAACGCUCCACUGCCCUUCACGCAGCCUGCUGGGGGGAAGACGAUAUUGCGGUGGCGCUGUUACUGCGUUGUGGUGCAAGCCCUCUGGUUACUGACGCUGAGGGUCGAACACCGCUGCAUGUGCUUGCCUCACUCAAUGCUGCAGCUUUGUUUUUGUAUGUUCUGGAGGCCGCUACCAAUUUCAAGGAGGAUUCACAAGAGGGACUUCUCUGCUUGGAGAAUCGCUCUCCUGUUCUUGUGUCAGCGUUUGAGCUUCUUGGCAAGAAAGACAUUUCUCACUUUACAGUGUUGCACACCGCCGUGUCGGAUAUCAACGGCGGGUCGGAUCGGGUCUUGGUGGAUCUUUUGGAUUUCUUGACAAAGAUGGCGAACACACAACCAGCCGAGGUGGAGACUCUCGUCAACAUGAAGACGGACUCGGAGGGCACGGCGCUACAUUUGCUCCUGUCGUGCCCAAAUCUCAACGAGGGUGUGAUCACUCGAGCAACAGAACGUCUGCUGCAGCUCGGUGCGAAUCCAGCUGCGAUGGACAAAUGGGGCCAUAACCCUUUUUCUACUCUUCUUAUGACUCACUCAGGUGCUGCCGCGGCGAAUGUGUUGCGGGUGCUCCUGAAUGCAAUGCAAAAGAGGGGAGAAAAGGGGCAGCUGGAGGAGGUGUUUCUACACCACGACGUUGAGAAUGGAUUUGCACUUAUUCACCAUGCCAUCGCCUCGCAAAAUGCGGACGCCGUGAAAGUCAUGGUAGAGUUUCUUCAAUGUGCGGAUGGGGCUGAUGGAGUGCAAAAAAUUCGGCAAUGGCUUGGUGAGGUGCUCACAAGGGAAGGUGUACAUGUGACUUUUAUGUUGGCAGAGAGUGCAUGUGAUGAAAUUGCUCAGAUCCUAAUUAAUGUCCAUGCUAUUGAUGAGGCGGCGUAUAGACGUUGCAAGGAGGAGUGCGAAAAGCAGAGGGAGAAAGAGGAGAGAGAACGUGAACAGCGUGCCAAAGAAGGGGAGGGGGAAAGCGAGGAUGAGGGUGAAGAUCAUGAUGCUGAAAGAAGCACAGGAGACUAUUCGGGUUUUGGGGCCACAGCAAAUGUGGGAUCACGCGUGCAGCAGGCACGAAAGGCAAGAGCCCAGGCAAUGAUUCAGAGAAGGAAACAAGUCAAAAAAACAGUUGAUGAAGGAGACGUGGAAGGUUUUGCGUUGAACAGGAACUCGAGGUCGUUCUGGCUCUUUGUGGCAGCGGCAUUUUUGGUCUUUUCACUCUUGUUGAGAGUCUACGGUGUGCUGCGAGAUGGCCUGAAGAAAAAAUCACACCAUAAAUGA
Messenger RNA from Trypanosoma cruzi, 1620 nucleotides. RefSeq lists its product as uncharacterized. Gene Ontology annotation, biological process: positive regulation of transcription by RNA polymerase II. Gene Ontology annotation, molecular function: transcription cis-regulatory region binding; protein binding. The transcript has a single exon. The coding region runs from base 1 to 1620 and encodes 539 amino acids. Gene Ontology annotation, cellular component: nucleus. The record is from RefSeq and is a predicted model, not a curated record. Lineage: Eukaryota; Euglenozoa; Kinetoplastea; Trypanosomatida; Trypanosomatidae.